Molecule: messenger RNA, 2346 nt
Organism: Kluyveromyces lactis
Lineage: Eukaryota; Fungi; Ascomycota; Saccharomycetes; Saccharomycetales; Saccharomycetaceae
Gene: GLN3
Product: nitrogen-responsive transcriptional regulator GLN3
Exons: 1
Coding region: 1-2346 (781 amino acids)
Biological process (GO): positive regulation of transcription by RNA polymerase II; negative regulation of transcription by RNA polymerase II
Molecular function (GO): DNA-binding transcription factor activity, RNA polymerase II-specific; zinc ion binding; RNA polymerase II cis-regulatory region sequence-specific DNA binding
Source: RefSeq, a predicted model, not a curated record
AUGUCGGACAGGGGUCUUCAUGAUCCCUUCGAACUGUUCGCUAGUACAGAUUCUGGCGUGAGCCAUGAGCCGUCGUGGAACCAUACACAGUUUGAUGCCAUGUUGGAGAUAUUGCCUGAAAAUCUGAACUUGGAUGUUGGGGGACUGCAACAAGACACUUCGUCUCCUGUCGCUACUACUCUGAAAUUCGAAUCUAAUACUACUACUACUACCAUUACAAAUGCUUCUAUGAAAGAUGAUGGUAGCCCCGAUGUUAUUGGCGAAGAGGAUGAUGAAGGUGGCUGGAAAACACCUGUGGCAGAAAUAUCAUCGCAUAAUGGGUUGAAAAGUAGGCCGAUAGAUAUUGUUCAAAGUGUUACACCAUCAACAACUGCAGGCCAGUUAAUUGGGAACGACUUGAAUUUGCAAAAUGGUGAAAUUGCUCAACUCUGGGAUUUUAAUGUCCAUGAAUUUAUGAUGACGCCGAGUGAUCAUAGUGAUUCCGCAACGAUAAGUGCCCCGUCAUCUUUCAACUCAGAACAAUUCACUCCAGGAACAACUACACCUGGCUUCAAUCCCGCAUCUAGCACGGCGUCCAUAACUAAUAAUAAUUACAAUAAUGGCAAUAAUAACGGCAACAAUAAUAAUAAUAAUAAUACCAACUCUAAUUCGCAUUUCCAAAACAGUUGGAAUCACUUGUUACACCAGCAACAUGAUAAUGGACCGAACAGCAGCUCUUUGGCGUACCAACACCCUAGAUUAUUCCAAAACAAUAACUCUAGUCAGUCAACAAUCAAAGCAGAUGAAUACCAACAUAAACAACCUCAACUUCCGCGAAGAAGUAGUUCCAGAAAUCUUCUUAUUAAAAAUGACAUGAAUGAAGAUGGGGCUCUACCUCUACUUACACACACUACUACCAAUCUUGUCAAGAAAAAUUCCUCUGUGAAAAACCUUCCGACAACCACUCUACCUCAGUAUAGAAGGUGUUCUUCGUCGACAAAUAUGCAAGUCAUGAACGGACCUCCCGUGAACAAUGGUGCUAAAGCAAAUAAACCGCCAACGCAGUGCUAUAAUUGUAAAACUUUGAAAACUCCACUUUGGAGGCGUGAUCCAGAUGGUAAUACACUUUGUAACGCCUGCGGUUUGUUUCAAAAGUUACACGGCACAAUGAGACCUUUAUCGUUGAAGAGUGAUAUCAUAAAAAAGAGGAAUACCAAGAAGAGAACCAAAAAAGAUGACAAACCAGCAUCAAAUAUGGAAUUACAAGGACAGAAUGAUCAUUCCACAAAUAGAGGAUCACAGUCUCCUGAGAAAUUUCAAAGGAAACUUUCGGCAAAGCACACUUCAAUUCAGCCGGCAGCUAAUAUUUAUAACCAAUCUGCAUUAAGUCAAAACUCAUUGAAUAAUCUCAACAAGAAGACGGCAACAAAAUCCAGACGUUCCUCAACUUCAUCCUCAACGUCCAGCAAGUCAUCUUCAUCAAGAUCUGUUGUUCCAAUUCUGCCAAAACCAUCACCUGGGUCAAGGGAAAACACAUUACAACAAUUCCAAUAUCAAAUUCAAAUGCAAGUCUCUCAACCUAAUAGCGCGGCAUCUUCACCUAGAUAUUCGAAUUCACCCAGGUUUUAUCCAACGUCUCCUUCAACUGGUCUUGGUGUUUCAAUACCCCGUCGCAAAUCUUCGAGAACUCAAAUAUCCCAGUCAUCAUCAUUUAUGGCACAGUCACUACAACAGCUACAACACCAACAGCAUAACUCCUCCUCAAAUCAUACUUCUGCAGGAAUAAGCACUAACGGUAGUAACAGCCAGGCAUCUACUGCAACUUCACAGAAUGCGAACAAUCUAUCAUCAUCCACAAAUUCUUCGAGCAACGCGACAAUAUCAGCACCGAAUUCAUGGGCCAAUCAUUCUCUGUCACAGCCGCAAAACAUUGCAUCACCCAACUCAUCAAGAUCACCGUUUGAGCUAUUUUCAAAUCCAAACUCCCAACCAAAGAAGUCACACAAAUCUUUACUUUCCCAGCAAUUACAGAAUUCCUCUAAUUCAUCUUCAAGCUCCUCAUCAUUUGUUGAAAAUGCUUCUUCUGGUCAACAGUUGUCACAAACACCACCAUCACAUCAUAGCCAAACACAACAAAAUUUUGGCUCUUCAGUACCAGCAGCAUCGCCAAGAAGCAGUUAUGUAGAUACCCUUCAACAACAAAGAGGUAUACUGCAAUACGAACAGCAACAAGUGGCUAGACGAAAGACUCCAUCAACCAGGCAAUCCAACCCUUCAUUGUUCGAAUCAUCGGGCUCGUCUCUUUCGAAACCAAAAAAGGAAAACAAUGUAAUGGAUGAUUUGGAUUGGUUGAAGUUUGGCAUGUAA